CUUUUGCGCGCGUGCGCGGAGUGUCCAAUUCCUUACGCCCAAGGAGUCGAUCAGCUGCGAUGGAGAACGCGGGGGCAACGCCGCAAGGAACUGCGGGGCGCAAGAGGAUCCCAAACCGGGAGAGGCCCUCGGUCGAGGAUGAGGCCCUCAACUUGAUUGCUCGCGAGGGUGAAGCAAGACUUGUGGCAAAGCGUGCAGCACGAGCUGAAGCACGGGAAAUUCGGAUGAAAGAACUUGAGAAGCAGCAAAAGGAGGUUGAAGAAAGGUCUGCAAAAGACUUUGAGAAGGGAAUCCAAACUGCAUCAAGCUUAUCAGCAGCUAACAUAGCCUCCCUAGGUGGAACCUUUUCUCGCCGAGGCAGUGGGGAUAUUUCUAUUUCAAUUGAUACAGAAACAUCUGUUAGAGAAAUUAAGGACUCUUUGGCUGAAGUUGAAGAAAAAUAUAAGAAGGCUAUGGUUUCAAAUGCUCAAUUGGAUAAUGAGAAAACAAAUUUUAUGUACCAAGUAGAAACCCUACAGGAUGCAUUAUUGGAACUAGAAGAGCAGCUUGCAGAAUCUAAGAGGCAGUUUGAAGAGAAAAGCAAAGAUUUUGAGAGGGAAAAACAUGCUCAUGCUAUAUUGCAAUUCCAGUUCAUGGAACUCAAAGAGGUUCUGAAACAAAAAGAAGAACUGCUUGCUGAAGUCCGACAACUGCAACAAAAACAAGAGGGUUUUGUAAAGGAAAUAACUGAUCUUCAAGAGACAAUAGAAUGGAAAGAAAAAAAGAUAGGGGCAUUAGAAAGGCAGAAAGUUUUCUUUGAUUCCCUAAGAAGUGAGCAAGAUGAUCUUAGAGAGGAGGUGAUUUUACUGGAGGAACAAUUGAAGCAAUAUGGAAUAAUCACCAAUUUUGGAAUAGUUACCAAUGGAGAAAUCUCUGAUUGUCUUACUAAUGAUGGACUAUCAAAUUCUUCCAAGGUUAUUUCAGAGACAAGUCAUGCCUUUAAAGUAUCUGAGGAUUGUACAGAAGGCAGAGCAAAUGAAGUGGAGAUGGAAAAUGAGAUUUUGGAGAAUAUGGGGAAAAGAGAACUCUUACAGAAUACUGAGCAUGAGGAAAAUACAGAGGACACUAAGGAUCAGGAAAUCAUUCUCAAAUGUUUGGAAAUAAAGACGUUCCCUGCUGGUGAAAAUGUAGAGGUUAAGAAAGUCACUGAAGCCAAAAUUACAUCAACACUGAAAUUAAAUAGUGUACCUGAGGAUCCUGUAAAAAAUUAUUCAGAAUGUAUCCCAGAAAUUGUUUAUUCCCUUAAAAAAAGAUAUUCAAGUGAAUUAAAGGUUGAAGGGGCUUCACCAAGUCAUAUUUCAGAAGAGAAAGUGUCUGAUAGAAAUAUAAAUGUAACUCAUAAUCAAAAUAAUAUGGCAGAUCCUAAUACUGAGAAUAAUCAGGAAAUACAUGCCAAUUUAGAAAUAGUUCCACAACAGCAAAAUAAAGAAAAACACAUAGAUAUUGUAGUUGAUGAAUCAGAAGGUAAUAGUGAAGUAUUUUGGGAAGCUUUAGAUUUUAUAAAUAACGGACACAUGGCAAUUUCUACUUCACCAGAAUUGGUAGAAGUUAUCCUUAUGAAAGCCUCAAGUAUUGAUCAUAAUAGUGAACAAUCAAAAAAUAGGGUUGUUGAGGGAGAUUUAAACAGAGAACUUCUUAAAAAUGAACAAAAUGCUGCCAUAAUUGCUGUAGCAAAAGAGCCAAAAAUAGAAAUAUGUGAAACAAAUGAAGAGAAUGAGGCACUAAGUAUGAUAUUGCAGCAGGAGGGCCAAGUAGUAGAUUCUACAGAAGAACAAAAAAGAACAUCGUGUAUUACGAAAGUUACUGUGAAUCAGUUUGGAGAAAAACAAGAACAAGUUAAAAUUGAAGAAAUCCAGUCACCACCUUCAAAACAUGAUGCAGCUAUUGACGAACAAAAUGAGCAAGAUUUAGUAGCAAAUAAAGAAAAUGUUGAAGAUAUGAGAGCAUUAAAUGCUUAUUUAGAUUUUGAGGAAAAGAAUGACAAGUGUACUGUGAAAGAUGUUCAUGCAGAACAAACUGUUGUACAUUAUAUAAAUCAAAGCAAAUGCCAGACCCAUGAAGAAACAAAUGCAAACAUAGAGAAUGAUUCCAGCUGUAAUAUAAAAUCAGCUUGUGUAGAUGGAGCUCUGGCUGUUACUGAUACAAUAAAUAAAGAAGUUGCUGACACUCAUAAAGAAGACUUGUCUGCAGGAAAACAGUGUGUAGAUAAAGAAGACAAUACUAUUGAGUCUGCUGUAACUACAACUGUAAUGAAUGAGGGUAUUGAAGAAGCAUGCACUAGGAAUAAAGAGGAUAAAAACUGCAGAAAACUGCAUGAAGAAAUUCACAAUAUUAUGCCAGAUAUUGAGGAGGUUGUUUGUCUUGAAUCACAGAAGACUGAAUUCAUUGAACAAAAUGAACCCAAGAGUGAAGAAGUAGUUGUAGAAGAAUAUCAUGAAGCCUUAGAUGUUGAUGAGGCUUCUUUUGGAGAAUUGAAAACUUCUGAAAAGAGAGAUGAUCAGACUAAUAAAGAUAAUGAAAAGGUCAUCUCAGCAGAUGAAGUUGGAUCUGAGGCUCUUGUGGAAGAAAGUGACAGUAUUCAGCACCUGAAAGGACAUACCUUUGAAGAAGCCAAAUUUAUGCAGAUUGAUUUCUCUGUUUCUGAAACAACAAAGUCACAAUAUGGACUGCUGGAAGACGAAAGUAAAUUGUUGGAUGGAAUCAGUUCAGAACAAAUUGCUGCUUAUACACCAGAACAGUUAGAAAACUUAGAGAGUGCUAUGAAUGAAAGUCAAGAGGAAACACAGAGGUAUAAGAAGAGUAAAGGUAAAUCUCGAGAAGACUGCAUUAUAUCAUAAAUUCAGAAACUGGAUCAUUGUUCGACAUUAUUUACCAGGCAUCUGUUAAAAAAGCAAAAAUACUUUAAUUUUUAAAAAGUCAAAAUUUGAAAGAAGUUCUAUUGUUGAAUUAAUGUCAUAUUCUAAAUAAUGCAAAGUAGUCAAUAAUGUAUGGAUGUGGAGACUACCUUUUUUGUCAAGUUUAAUUAUAGUCUAAUCAAAUCUAUUAUCCUAAUUCCCAAUGAGCUGCUUUUUAAUAUUCUCUAAAAAAUUUAAUGAAUGCUAGGAUUAGAAAAUUCUUGCUAGCUUUUUGAUAAAAUAUCACUAGUCUGAUACAUUUAUAUUUGAUUUCAAGUUAUUAUUAUAUAGAAUGCUUGCUUCAAUACUGUUACACUUUCUGAACAAAAAGACAAGGUCAGGUUGAAUGAAUAACAAUAAUGAAAUUAUGACUAUUUGCAGAGAAUUAGUAAAUUUUCACUGUGUAUGUUUCACCCACUCCAAAUUAAUACCAUUUCUAUUGCCAAAGAUAUAGGCAUAAAGUACCAUAAGAAUUACUGAUUACUAUUUAUAGUAAAAAAAAUCAUUUACUAAGAAUCAUAUAGAAUUCAGCCACACCCAAUUCAGUCUUUUCUUACCAAAUCAAACUCUUAUUGGUUUGAAUCAGUGGAUUUAACUUAAUGUCUAUGCAAUUGAUACAUAAAUCACAUGCUCUUGAUCCAAUUUAGUAUUUAUAAUUUUGUCUCUCUUCCUCUGUCUCUUUCACUGUAAUCUAUGUAGGUUUAUGUAUCAUAAAAACUUUCAGUUCACUUUAUAUUUAGCCUUUGUAUUAAGUGAUAUUUACUGCAAAUUGUAAUCAAUUUUCUUAAAAGAUACUAUCAUUUGUACAUUGCCUUGCAAAGAAAUAGAUAUAAUUGAAUGUAAACCAAUAUUUUCUUAUAUUGGGAAAUCUGUCCCUUUAAUUUUUGCUGGAAUAUAAGCAGUCUUGAUUGUUUCUGUAAUAAUUAUCUCUAUUUAACUCACAAAAUGAAAGAUAAUAGCUACUGCAGUUUUAUAAUAAAUAUUUAACACAGUCUUUUUCUAAAAGAGAGUUAAUAAUGGCUAAAAUAAAUCUGAAAGUUUUUCAUUUAUGAGCAUAUUUUUUAAAAAACAUAAAACAUUUAUGAGCAUAUAAAAACUUGGAACACUUUUAAUGAACAAGGUAAUUUUAACUUCUGCUCUACCAUACUAAAAUUAAUGCAAACUCUAAAAUUUGUAUAGCUAUACAGCAGUGUAACAAUGUAUUACAUAAAAAUAGAAAAACAUUAAAAAUAUAAAGUAUCAAAUGUAUAUAAUGGAAAUAAAGAUUUAUAUUUUAAAA
This is a messenger RNA of Crotalus tigris (Tiger rattlesnake), 4212 nucleotides long. It is a transcript of the gene LRRFIP1, whose product is annotated as LRR binding FLII interacting protein 1. The record is from RefSeq and is a predicted model, not a curated record. NCBI's taxonomy places the organism in Eukaryota, Metazoa, Chordata, Lepidosauria, Squamata, Viperidae. Gene Ontology annotation, biological process: regulation of transcription by RNA polymerase II. The transcript is spliced from 10 exons. The coding region runs from base 60 to 2876 and encodes 938 amino acids. Gene Ontology annotation, molecular function: DNA-binding transcription factor activity, RNA polymerase II-specific; RNA polymerase II cis-regulatory region sequence-specific DNA binding.